Molecule: messenger RNA, 2478 nt
Organism: Dreissena polymorpha
Lineage: Eukaryota; Metazoa; Mollusca; Bivalvia; Myida; Dreissenidae
Exons: 5
Coding region: 1-2478 (825 amino acids)
Source: RefSeq, a predicted model, not a curated record
AUGAACGAACAACCGUCUCGCGACGUCUCACAGCAGCACGGAAACGACCAAAACAAGUGGGCUGUCGUACCUAAGGACGGCUUAGAAGCUACUGAAAGAAAGCCGACCAUAGGGACACCCCAUGACGGCACAAAACCACCUGGCAUAAAGCCGGGCAUAAUGUCACUCAAUACCAGCCCUGGACCACCUGGUACAAAGCCGAUCAUAGGGGCACUAUAUGCCGGCGCAAAGCAACCUGGCAGAACGCCACCGAUAGGGGUACUCAAUGCCAGCGUAGAACAACCUACCAGAAAGCCGACAAUAGGGGCACCCAAUAACGACGCUGAGCCAACUGGCAUUGAACCGGCAACAAUGUCCCUCAAUUCCAGCGCAGGAGCACCUAAUAUAGAGCCGAUCAUAGCGGCACAAAAUGCCGGCGAAAAGAAAUCUGGCAGAUCGCCACCAAUAGGGGCAGUCAAUGCCAGUGCAGGACAGCCUACAAGAAAGCCGGCCAUAGGGGCAUUCAAUAACGAGGCUGAGCCACCUGACAUGGCGCCGGAAAUAAUGUCCCUCAAUGCCAGCGCAGAACCACCUGGUGGAAAGCCGAUCAUAGGGGCACUCAAUGACGCCACUGAGCCACCUGGUAUAAAGUCAUCCUUAUGGACACUCAAUGACGCCACUGAACCACCUGGCAUAAAGCCGGCUAUAACUUCUCUUUAUUCCAGCCCAGAACCACCUGUCAGAAAGCCGGUCAUAGGGGCACCUAAUGACGACGCAGAACCACCCGGCAUAAAACCGCCCCUAAGAGAACUAAAUGCCGGCGCAAAGCCACCAGGCAGAAGGCCACCCAAAGGGACACUCAAUGACGGCGCUGUACAACCUGGCAGAAAGCCGGCCAUAGGGGAACCCAAUGACGACACAGAGCCACCUGGCAGAAGGCCACCCAUAGGGGCACUCACUGACGGCGCUGAGUCAACUGGCAUAAAGCCGCACAUAGGUGAACUCAAUGCCGGCGCAAAGCAACUUGGUCGAAGGCCACCAAUAGGGACGCGCAUUGACGACUCAGAACCACCUGGCAGAAAGCCGCCCAUAGGGACACUCAAUGACGGUUCAGAACCACCAAGAAAAAGGCCACCUAUAGGGACACGCGAUGACGGCACCGAACCACCUGGCAGAAAGCCACCCUUAGUGGCAGCCCAUGACGGCGCAAAAAGACGUGGUGGUAAGAAAGAUAACUGCCGUAGACGUAGUGAUGGAAAUAAUAGCAGGUCAAAAUCGAGUAUCGAACCGACCGACUCCCAUACCGAAUCUGAAAACAAGAACAUCAAAUACAUAUCAAAGUCCUAUGGGACAAAUUCGGAUGACACGAAGUAUCAAAUCGUCAUCAACAUUAAUCAAAUGUCGGAGGAAUACAGCAGCAAGUUUUAUUCAAGCUCUUGGGACACUGACACAAAUACCAAAUACGACAAGCAGACGCCAGCUCAAUCCGACAACGAGAUGUCAGCUAUGACGAGCUCUUCGGACACCGAUUCCAAAACGAAAUACGACGACGAGAUGCCAGCUAUGGCGAGCUCUUCGGGCACCGAUACCAUCACCAAAUACGACGCUGAGAUGCAAGUUAUUGCGAGCUCUUUGGGCACCGAUACCAUCACCAAAUACGACGACGAGAUGCCAGCUAUCGCGAGCUCUUCGGGCACCGAUACCAUCACCAAAUACGAUGACGAGAUGCCAGCUAUGGCGAGCUCUUCGGGCACCGAUACCAUCACCAAAUACGACGACGAGAUGCCAGCUAUGGCGAGCUCUUCGGGCACCGAUACAAUCACCAAAUACGACGACGAGAUGCCAGCUAUGACGAGCUCUUCGGGCAACGAUACAAUUACCAAAUACGACGUUGAGAUGCCAGCUAUGGAGAGCUCUUCGGGCACCGAUACCAUCACCAAAUACGUCGACGAGAUGCCAGCUUUGGCGAGCUCUUCUGUCACCGACACUAUCACCAAAUACGACGACGAGAUGCCAGCUAUGGCGAGCUCUUCGGGCACCGAUACAAUUACCAAAACCGACGAGGAGACGAUACCUAAAGUAAGCCCUUGGGGGACCGAUGCCUUUACCGAAUACAACGAGGAGAUGCCAAAGUCAUCAUCAUGUAGUGAUAUAUGUCCUGAUUGUUCAUUUCCUCCCGGACUAAUCUGCUGUAAGCCAGGCAUGAACUGCGAGUCUGCCGUCGUCGGAGAAUGCUUCUGCCAGUUCGGAAAUAUUCCGGACUCAGACGACGUGUUCGGAUGUUGUCUGAAAAACUGUACUGAAGGACAGUCGUCCAACAUAAGUGGAGAUUGCGCCCCACUCAGUAAGCCCAGCAUUCGAACUACCGCCACUACGAUCCGCAUCCGACGUGCCGCCACUACGAUCCGCAACCAAACUACCGCCACUGCGAUCCGCAACCAAACUACCGCCACUACGAUCCGAGCCUCAGCUACAAAAUGCAAGGAAGCAAACGAGUAA